Molecule: messenger RNA, 2328 nt
Organism: Sinocyclocheilus grahami
Lineage: Eukaryota; Metazoa; Chordata; Actinopteri; Cypriniformes; Cyprinidae
Gene: tub
Product: TUB bipartite transcription factor
Exons: 12
Coding region: 160-1695 (511 amino acids)
Biological process (GO): protein localization to cilium
Cellular component (GO): cilium
Source: RefSeq, a predicted model, not a curated record
UUUUAAACCCCUCAACCAAACGGUUUUCUAAGGCUUCCCAGCUCUCCACUAGAAACAUCUGAAGACGUUCACUGUGGUGAAGACGGAGGAUUUAACACAAGACGCCAACAAUAUUUUACGGCUCGGCGUCGCUGUAUAAUCGAGCAUUUGUGUCCACAGAUGGCCAUGGACGGACUGAGCAACAAUAAGAGCAUGUCAUACAGUCGAUGGAGUUAUGACAGCACCUUGGAUGAUGAGGGCACGAACCUGCGACAACAGAAGCUGGACAGACAGCGAGCUUUAUUGGAACAGAAGCAGAAAAAGAAACGUCAGGAGCCCCUGAUGGUGCAGUCUAAUCUGGACGGGCGGUCUCGAGUGCGCAGGACCCGGCAGUCGGAGGAACAGGCUCCCCUUGUGGAGAGCUACCUCAGCGGCAACAGCAGCAUCAUCUACCACGUACAAGAAGCGGAACAGGAAGAAGUUAAAGCUGUAGCAGAGGUUCAGGUCCCUCGCUCAGCUAAAAAAACCAAGCCGCCUACCUCCACUCCUCAGACUGGCAGCGCCAAGAAGGAGAAAAAGGGCAAGCACAAAGGAAUUGAUGGGCCCGCUGCCUUCCAGGAUGAGGGUCAGGAGCUGGGCAACCAGAUUCAGAUCCUGACAGUGGGCCACUCACCUGCCCAGGAGAGCGAGGCAGAGGGCCAGGGUGAGGCAGUUGGCAACACACAGUCACAGGGCAAACAGGACCUACGGGUCACGAUGCUGAAGAAAGGAAUCUCCAGUAGCAUGAACUUUGAUGAAGAUGAUGAUGAAGAUGAUUUGGUCAGCUCAAGUUCAUCUCAGCUCAACAGCAACACAAGGCCUGGAUCUGCCACCAGCAAAAAGUCCAGCAAGGAGGCAACCUCAGCUUCCUCCCCAUUGGCCAAUGAACCAUCCAUUGACGUGGAUGACCUGGAGGAGUUCAGUCUCAGACCCGCACCCCAAGGGGUGACUGUGAAAUGCCGGAUCACACGGGAUAAGAAGGGCAUGGACAGGGGCAUGUAUCCCACUUACUACCUCCAUCUGGAGAGAGAGGAUGGCAAGAAGGUUUUCCUUUUAGCCGGGAGGAAGAGAAAGAAGAGCAAAACAUCCAAUUACCUCAUCUCCAUCGACCCUACUGACCUAUCACGAGGCGGCGAGAGCUUUAUUGGCAAACUGAGAUCGAACCUUAUGGGUACCAAGUUUACGGUAUAUGACAGCGGUGUGAACCCAGUCAAGACCACCUCCAGCCUAGAAGCAGGGAAUCUACGACAGGAGCUUGCCGCAAUCUGCUACGAAACUAAUGUUUUAGGGUUCAAGGGGCCUCGAAAGAUGAGUGUCAUUAUUCCUGGAAUGAACAUGGACCAUGAAAGAGUCUCCAUAAGGCCUCGAAAUGAGCAUGAGUCUCUACUGGCUCGAUGGCAGAACAAAAGCACUGAGAGUGUGAUAGAGCUUCACAACAAGACGCCUGUGUGGAACGAUGAUACGCAAUCAUAUGUGCUCAACUUCCAUGGCAGGGUCACCCAAGCAUCUGUCAAAAAUUUUCAGAUCAUUCAUGACAAUGACCCGGAUUACAUUGUGAUGCAGUUUGGUCGUGUGGCAGAGGACGUCUUCACAAUGGACUACAACUACCCCAUGUGUGCCCUGCAGGCGUUUGCUAUUGCUCUGUCCAGUUUUGACAGCAAGCUAGCCUGUGAGUAACUCAUCUCUCUCUGCCAGCCACAAGCUCAAAAGGACCCAGCCAGACUGCUUUACAAUCCCAAUCACUGAGUAAAGGGCUGCAGUGAACUCCAAAGCAGCAGGGUCCCUCUCUCAAGAUCCUCCUUUGGAGGCAUGAAUGCGUAUCGAGUUUGUCUUCUUGUGUGAAUGUGCGUGAGCAAAGUGGCAUUUCUGCUUUUUUUUAAAAAGGGCAUCACAGUUGAGGGAAAGCACAAAGACUUCAAAGCUCAAACUGGGAAGAUUAAUAAGAAGAGGAUGCAUUCAUUUGAAUCGACAGUCAAAAAUCUCCUACUCGCUUUCUUUACUUAACCGUCAAGGUAAAACUAACAUUUUGCUAAUGUUAAAAGAAGGAUCUUUUACAGUAGUACUUUUGUCCCUAAGAUUAAAAACGAAAAUAAUUUUUCCAUGGUCAUAAUUCUAAAAGAAUUAAUGUUCACUAACCAAUCAAUUAUGAGUUUUCACAAGAAAUAUAACAUGUAGCUGUGAUAUAACAGUUUGGGUAUUUGAUUUAAUGGACUUUUGUAAAUGACUUUCAUAUGUGACAUUUCUUCAGUUAUACAUGUCACUUGUGUCAUUCAUCAUGCCAUUUAAAUAUGUAACAUAUCAAUUCAUGCU